Messenger RNA from Dermacentor andersoni, 3481 nucleotides. RefSeq lists its product as uncharacterized. The record is from RefSeq and is a predicted model, not a curated record. Lineage: Eukaryota; Metazoa; Arthropoda; Arachnida; Ixodida; Ixodidae. Gene Ontology annotation, biological process: regulation of canonical NF-kappaB signal transduction. Gene Ontology annotation, molecular function: tumor necrosis factor receptor binding. Gene Ontology annotation, cellular component: cytoplasmic side of plasma membrane; plasma membrane signaling receptor complex.
CCUCCGUAGUGAAGACGCUCUCGUUCCUCGCGGCGCGAUGCUUCUUUCGGGCCUGGGUGUCCUUGAAGCUAAGUGCUCGGUUUGGAGCCGUUUUUUCUGGCACGUGCUUGCGUGCUCCUUCUGCACAUGGCGUCAUCACGCUGCUGAGACGCCAUCUCCAAGCGCUCUUUUUGUUCUAUGGACCGUUGGAAUGUAUGCACUAUCACAGCCACGCACGCGACCUGCACAGCCCAGCACUUGCAUUUUUGACGCAUAGGAAAGCAAGUAAGCACAGCACGUGACGUAGGCGCAAUAUUGUGUAACGCUGCCGCGGGGACGCCGGCCGGGAUGCGCGGAGGCGAGCGCCACCUGGCGGUGUUGCGAGAAACCCAGGGGCACCCGCGAGUAGAGAAGAGCCAAAAUACCGGAGAAGAGGCAAAGAAAGCUUUGCAUUAAAAGUAAUCUCUGUGAGUGGGUAUGCGCCAAACUCAUCAACGACAUCAAGGACAUCAUCAUCAUCAUCAUCAUCAUCAUCAAAAGUAGCCAAUGAGCGAUAUCACUGCCGCUAUGGAAGCUCGUACACGACGGUGAUUGCUCAAUCGAUAAUUAGGUAUCAUAAUUUUAAGUCCACGAAAUACUGAACCAUGAAUUGCGAAAGACCUCGAUACGAAAAUACUGCAGCCCAAUGCACGUUAUUGUGUUGAAAGAUGUUACUUGUAAUGCGAUAUACAAUUGCUGAUGACAUUCUAUGAUAAUAGCAGCAUCCUUCAUGAUAGUGAGAUAGCUGAUGGUAAUUCUGUAAGUUGUGCAGCAGCUACAGGAGCCCGAAAUUUUCGCGGACAGCUGGCGAGUAAAUAUUGUCGCUUUCAUAAUUGUCAUUUUCGCAAUUUGUCACAUUUUUUCUUGCUAUUACUUGUUAAUCUACUAUAUAUAUCCUCUUAACAUCCAUCUUCGCCAUUUUAAAAGUUUUUUGUUUAGUUUCUACUGCAUCCCGAGUCACGGCCUGUAUCCCAUAAUCCGUUGCACCAUGUAACGUAGACUCCAUGAAAGCUGUUGCCAUUUGCUUCUUCCGAGCGCCAUUUACGUGAAACGCUUGUCUACACUUCUGACACCACAUCGCGUGGCGUCCCUGUCAAUCCGUGCUGGCCGGCCACGACGGAGAGGAGCAUGCCAGAAGACAAGCACCCCCGUUCAGAACCAAACUCCAAGUGCUUUAUUUCGUACGCGCCCCCUUGCUCAUGACCAGAGGGAACCACUGGUCAGCAGAUGCAUGGCGACCACUACAGUCCACGUAGCGUAGGACGGGGCCGUUGAACUCGGACCGAGUCUUUGCCGGAGACUAAGGGGCACCGCCGCAGAGCGUGGAGUACCAAGCCAGGCUGGCGCGGUGCCACUGGUGUCCUCUUCCUGCCACCGGUUCACCGCCUUUCCGCCAAGUGCUCGACCGCACCUCUUGAUACUUCUUCCUCUCUAGCGGUGUCCUGCCACCCCGUUGGUCGCUCCUUCCAGGCCACGUCAGCCUUCCUCCCCUUCCUUCUUUUCUUCUUAUGGCGUUCUUCUCCGGGUGGGACAAGGGUCGAAAAUAUACUUAACAGGUGUGGCCGAUCAUAAGAAGUUAUAAGUGUACAGACCGAAAGCGCGUCUUUAACCACUAUUACUUUAGGCUUCUGUGAACCCAAUUUUCUGAUGGCCAGAAUAAUUGCCAGGAAGUCAGCAUGGAAUAGUGAGGGUAAUUUUCCCGCUUGGUGCUAUAUGCUUUGUCUUCUUCUACUUAAGCUCGAGACAGUAGGGAUCGGGCCUGAAGACACCGCCAUGCCGCAUCAUGGACAAGGACGGUUGUACCGUUUUCGCGACCACGCCGUCGCCGGCGCCAACUGGCGACCAACGCGGUUCGUCGACGAGGUGCCAAACUCACGUGUGUGCGGCCUCUGCCUCACGAUUCCGAGACGUAUGCUGCUGUUGCCAUGCCACCACGGUCUGUGCCAAUCUUGCCAUGCAGCCAUUAUUCAAGUUGCUCAUCGGCGGUGUCCCUUAGAUCAAGAGCCAUUCGAGCAAGUAGAAUGCCAUGGUGUCGACUUUGCAGCCAGGAAUAGGAGCUUGAAGGUGUAUUGCUGGAACGAAGAUCACGGCUGCGAGUACACGGGCACCAUGGAUCGUAUGCUGGAACACUACGAGAAGGAAUGCACAUUUCACGCAGUGAAAUGUGCGCGAUGCGGCGAGGGACUCCUGCAGAAAGAUCUGACAACGCACUACGUGGCCGGAUGCAAUGCCCGUGUUUCUACCGCGACAGAGUACCCCUCCUCAGAACCCACAGCACUGACCCUUGAAGAAGACAGUGCUGCUCUAGAAGACCUGAAGUCGAUGUUGGGAUAUCUCAACGACGACCAGCUGCUGCUGCCAGUGCUUCAAGCUCCGUUGAAUGAGUUUACAGAAGAAGUCAGAAACCAAAAAGCCAGGCUCGCUGAGAUGACUCGCGAGCUCGUAGCAUGCGACCAGAAUUUCAAGAACGAGAUGGGUGAAAUCGAUGCCACAAUUUCAUCGAUCGAGUCGCGUCUACUGACAUUUCAUCAAAAUCCGGCGGAGGAAGUCAGGAUGUCGUCGCUGCGGUCCUUUGGCUCGGAAGUGGCGAUAGUACUUCGGAUGUUGCAAUGCGUCGCCGAAGUGUUAAUCAUGUCAUUCAUCAUCACCAAAGCCAUCACCUUUGUAAUUUAUACGCACGAAUAGAAAUCUGUAUUGAAAAUGAGCUCAGCGCUUAGUAAUACUGCCAGUUCUGAGCCCAUCUUCUGGAAGCGUUGCAGCAAGUUUCCCCGCAGCCUUAUUCCUGCCGAAAAGCAUCUGCCAAUUGACAUUCGGCCGUUAAGCAGUGCGCUCUCAACGAUACCCGUCCGGAUUAAGGCAAUUGGGAUAUUGAGUUAUGUUCUCACUCUGGAAAACUCUAAACGAAAUUAUUCAUUUGCAGAUGGGGAGGACAAAAUUUGUUCAUAUUACGGUGUUGUACGCGAGUGACACGCACUCUUCGCUUGCCGUCUGGAGGAACAACUGUAAUGGUGAUCUCGUUCUGCAGAUCUAGUUUUAUGCGAUGCUGGUACACCCUAGGCGUUUGCGGCCUAUUUGGAGGCUGGACGUGUGGGACAGAGUACGAAAGAGAGUUGAUGUGUUGACUUCCUUUCGCAAUCUUCGUAACUGCAAAUACGAUGAAGACUCAUUGGUACACUUUCGCCUCGCAUUCAGGACCGAAUUGUGUUCACUGGAACAUGAUGGUUUCCUCCGACACGGACAGAUCGGGUUCGUGACCUAUCUCGACGAUUAAGAAACGAACGGUGGGGUCAGAGGAGCACUUGCUGUUCACCGCUGAAUGUGUAUUUCACUCUUGUAUUGUCCUUGCCACUUCCCAUGUGUGUGACAUGAGAUUAGGGAAUUGUGAUGUUCUUUUUUUUUUUCCAAAUUAAAUUAGCGCUGCGAAAUUUCUUCUUUGAAAUUCGCUAUGCUUCGUAACUGUCAA